Trichoderma virens Gv29-8 is the source of this 1071-nucleotide messenger RNA. RefSeq lists its product as uncharacterized. The record is from RefSeq and is a predicted model, not a curated record. Gene Ontology annotation, molecular function: nitronate monooxygenase activity. NCBI's taxonomy places the organism in Eukaryota, Fungi, Ascomycota, Sordariomycetes, Hypocreales, Hypocreaceae. The transcript is spliced from 5 exons. The coding region runs from base 1 to 1071 and encodes 356 amino acids.
AUGUCGGCUUCACAGAUCCAGCAGUGGUUUCCAUGGGUAGAAGCUCCGGUGAUCGCUAAUGCGCCCAUGGCUCACGCUGUCAGCGCGGAACUUGCCGCUGAGGUUUCCAAGGCGGGAGGCCUUGGCUUCCUCGCAUGUAUCGCCGACGUCAGCGACAACUCGCCUCAAGUCACCAAGCUUGACGCCGACCUCACCAAGAUCCGACAGCUCCUGGGAGACGGAGACGCCGCAACCACGCCCUCGGGCCAUCUCCGAAUCGGCGCCGGCUUUCUCUCAUGCCACUCGAGUAUUGGAAAUUUUGCGGCGACGGCGCUGCCCGUGAUCCAGAAGCACAAGCCCGCGGCAGUGUGGCUGUUCGCCCCUCAUGAGCACAUCCGGCCGCAGAAGGAGAUUGUUCGGCUUCUGAAGGGGCUCGAGACGGCGCCGAAGGUGUUUAUCCAGGUGGGCAAUGUGACGGCGGCGGAGGAAGCUAUCAAGGAUGGCGCGGACGUGAUUGUUUGCCAGGGGACGGACGCGGGCGGCCAUCAGUUUAUAAGAGGGAUGGGCGUGGUGCCGUUGCUGGCUGAGACGAGGAAGUUGGUCGAUGAGAAGGGCUAUGAUGAAGUUUCUCUGUUUGCGGCGGGAGGUAUUUCGAAUGGCAAGGGUGUGGCGGCUAUGUUGACGCUUGAAGCUGAUGGUGUAGUCUUGGGCACAAGAUUCACCGUCUCCGAAGAGAGCAUUGUGCCCGAGUUCCGGAAGAAGAUCAUCCUCAACGCCACCGACGGCGCCAUUUCCACCCUCAAGUCCCCCUUCAACGACCAGAUUUCCAACUCUAGCCUCUGGGGAUCUCUAUACGAUGGAAGAGCCGUCGUUGGACCCAUUCACGAAAAGUUUCUUGCUGGGGCGUCGCUUGACGAUUGCCAGAGGAGCUUGCGUGAUGAAUAUUCGCCCGAGGAGGGUCCGACGUUGAUUGACACCUGGGCAGGCGCGGGCAUUGGACUGGUGACAAAAGCGCAGCCGGCAGGUGAGAUUGUUCGCGAGGUACGUGAGGAAGCCAAGCAGGCUAUUCGGAAGGUUGCGGCUCGUGUAUAA